UUCUGUUUUAUGUGUUUAAUAUCAAAUUUUAAUCUUCUGAUUAAUUAUAUUCUUACUUAACAAUGUAAUUUUACAAUAUUAUAAUUAAACAGUUACUAAUUAGCUAGUUUGGGGUGCAUUGUUAAUUAUGUUUCUGAUGUGUUGAAUGUUCAUUCAUUUGAAAAUAUUGAUUGAAAAAGAGAAAAUUGUAAAGUGUUCUGCCUUAUUGGAUGAUAAAAUCGAAAGUUCUAUAUAUAGAAAAUUCAAUAAUGUUGUAAAAAGUUGAUAGAGAGUUUCUUUUUGUCGAGGAAAUUCGGUGUGAUGUCACGAGUUUAAUGGUUUUUAAUAUUUAAAGUUGGAAGGUGUUUUCUUUUUUACGUAGGAAGCGGUUUGUUACAAAAUUGGUUAUCUUAUUAUAAACCUGUGCUAGAUUUUUGGAUGUAUUUGAUUGAGGUGGAGUAUUAGCGAAGUUUCUUCUGGGUGGUUUAUAGAAUUGAGUCUGUUCUCGGAAUUUGAUCGGUUAAUUUUGAUUAAACUUUGUUAUUUUAAGUAAUAUGAGAUGAGGAAAUUAAAGAUGUAAUGAAAUUCGGCGUCCAUGAUUUAAUUGUGUUCAGUCAGAAAACAAGCAGUAUCUAGUUUCUGCUUUAUUUUCAUGCCCGUUACGGGUUCGGUCAGUUUUGCAUUUAGAGCAAAGGUUGGGAUUUUGUGUACAUAGAUCAAUGUACAUGUAAAAAUUUUUGCAGCCCUAAUCUACUUUUAAAUCUGGAUAUUUAGAAUAGCAGUUGCUAUCUCUUAUCACUUCAACCAUUUGGCCAUUGUUUAUUGUGGUAGGAUGCUAGCUAUUAAUAAAUGGAAAUUUAUUGAUCAUCAAUAAAUAAGAUAGUUUGUUAAGAUUUUAUAUAAUGUGGUAACAAUUGUUUGAAUAAAUGAACAUACGGUGACAAUUAUAAUGGAUACAGGCACUGCUGUAACUGCACAACAAAAUACUUCUUCAGUGAUGGAAAUUCGUCACAUACUUCAUAUUAUUCGAUGUGGUUUAAUGCUGAUAUACGUUGUUCUUAACAAUUUAUAUACUAUCCCUUCCUAUCUUUUAUGGUGUUGGCUGUUCCUGUUUCCAAUUAGAGUGGUACAUCCGAAUUUUUAUUGGUACUUAGAAGGUAAACUUUUGAAAUGGAUGCUGUGUUCAGUAGCAUCAUGGAGUUGGUGGGCUAAAUAUUAUAUUGUAGAAAUAGGAGAAGAUAUCACACCCUGUUUGGAACAGCGUUGUUUAAUUUUGGUUAAUCAUCAAUCGACGAGUGAUGUACCACUUUUAAUGACUGCCUUCGAGAAUAAGACUGGAGUUCUAGAAGGUGUAUUGUGGAUCAUGGAUCAUUUGUUUCGAUACACCAAUUUUGGUCUUGUCUCAUCAACUCGUGGAGAUUUUUUUAUAACUCAGGGUAAAAAUGUACGCAGUAGUCAAUUAAAAUCUUUAGAAGAUCAUCUUUUCGAUGUUUAUAUGCCUCGUACAAGACAGUGGUUAGUGCUGUUUCCAGAAGGUGGAUUCCUGAGAAAAAGAAGAGAAACAAGUCAAAAGUAUGCUAAGAAAAACAAUUAUCCCUUUUUGCAGCAUGUAACACUGCCUCGAGUAGGAGCUAUGUAUACCAUUAUAAAUUCACUCCGUCCUGGGAAAGUGGAAGAGAAUUUAAAACAAAGAAGGAACUCAGAUAUACUUAAUAAGAAGCAAAAAGAACCAUUACGAUGGGUGAUUGAUAUAACUAUAGGCUACCCGGACGGAGGGAAACCGUUAGAUCUCCCAACCAUAUGCUCUUCAUACCGUCCUUCGUGUACCACUUACUUUCAUUAUCGAUGCUACCCUAUAGAUGAUGUGCCUGAAGAUAUGGAAUCCAUGAAACAGUGGUUGUAUGAUCGUUGGGUAGAAAAAGAACAUCUAUUAGAUGAAUAUUAUAAAACAGGAAAAUUUCCUCAUAAAUCUAUACGGGGUGAUUCUAAUUCCAAUAAUUACAAAUUAAUGUCUCAACCAACAAAAGUGAUUUUUAGUGACUUUUAUAUUGCUUUUUGUCAUUUAUUUUAUGUUGUAUCAUCCUUUUUACAUUAUUAUAUUCUUGGGCAUAUGUGGCAAUUUGUAUAUACUUUUUGAACUUCUAAUUAAUCAAAAAUUUCGUUUUUUUUCUUUCUAUGCAAAAAUAAGAAUUUUUUAUUGGCAAUAUCAAAUUAUUAAGUUAUGCAAAAUAUCCUACUGGUACUAUUUAAAAUCUUUUAAAACAUUUGACGUAGUAGAGUCAAGAAUCAAUCAUAAAUUGUUCCAUGUUAGUUUCAUUAGUAUAUUUUUUAGCUUAGUUAAUCAUUCCUAUAUUCCAGAUUGUUCCAAAGACAGUAUUGUAUUUUUAUGAAUGACUAACAAUAUCAAAGGUAAAUCGAAGAUUUAUUUUAGAACAUAAGCAAUUACAGAUCUGUGAUAUAUAACUAGCCUUUUGGCUUUUAAUCACCUUGGUGUCUUCGAUAAUUUUUGUAAACUUCUCACAUUUACAUUCUCUAAGCUUCCAUAUAAUUUAUUCUGUAGCACUUGCUUCCAAUUUAUUCUUAUUUUGAUACCUAGUAGGAUACAUAUCAUGCAAAAUUAUUUAAAUAUUUUAUAUUCUAAAUCUUUACUUUAGUUGUCUUCUUUCAUAUGAUGAUUUAAUCUGAUACU
Messenger RNA from Centruroides sculpturatus (bark scorpion), 2668 nucleotides. Its product is annotated as acyl-CoA:lysophosphatidylglycerol acyltransferase 1-like. NCBI's taxonomy places the organism in Eukaryota, Metazoa, Arthropoda, Arachnida, Scorpiones, Buthidae. Gene Ontology annotation, cellular component: endomembrane system. The transcript is spliced from 7 exons. The record is from RefSeq and is a predicted model, not a curated record. Gene Ontology annotation, molecular function: acyltransferase activity. Bases 929 to 2116 code for a protein of 395 amino acids.